Messenger RNA from Austrofundulus limnaeus, 486 nucleotides. RefSeq names its product H-2 class II histocompatibility antigen, A-U alpha chain. Gene Ontology annotation, cellular component: MHC class II protein complex; membrane. The record is from RefSeq and is a predicted model, not a curated record. Gene Ontology annotation, biological process: antigen processing and presentation; immune response. Lineage: Eukaryota; Metazoa; Chordata; Actinopteri; Cyprinodontiformes; Rivulidae.
AUCCUCCGUCUCGUGUGAUGAUCUACCCCAGAGAUGAUAUAGAGCCAGGACAGAAGAACAUCCUGAUCUGUCACGUCUCUGGGUUCUAUCCUGCUCCUGUUAGAGUCCAGUGGACCAGGAACGGACUGAAUGUGACUGGAGAGUCCAGCAUCAAUGUUCCUUUCCCCAACAACGAUGGGUACUUCACUCAGAUCUCCAGACUGGACUUUGUCCCACAGCUGGGAGACAUCUACAGCUGCUCAGUGGAACAUGUGGCCCUGCAGGAACCACAGACCAGGAUCUGGGAUGUUGAGGACGAUGCACCUCAGCCCAGUCUUGGACCCUCAGUCUUCUGUGGAGUGGGUCUGACAGUUGGCCUUCUUGGUGUGGCUGCUGGAACCUUCUUCCUCAUCAAAGGAAAUGAGUGCAGAUGAUUGGCUGCAGAUGAUGUCAUUGAUCACUGUUAAAAUGUUGUUUUUAAAACUGUUUUGAUUUUCUUCCUUUUAU